Messenger RNA from Beta vulgaris subsp. vulgaris (sugar beet), 3516 nucleotides. Its product is annotated as homeobox-leucine zipper protein HDG5. NCBI's taxonomy places the organism in Eukaryota, Viridiplantae, Streptophyta, Magnoliopsida, Caryophyllales, Amaranthaceae. The record is from RefSeq and is a predicted model, not a curated record. Gene Ontology annotation, biological process: regulation of DNA-templated transcription. The transcript is spliced from 12 exons. The coding region runs from base 234 to 2879 and encodes 881 amino acids. Gene Ontology annotation, molecular function: DNA binding; DNA-binding transcription factor activity, RNA polymerase II-specific; lipid binding.
UGCCAAUAUAAACACUCAAAAGCUUUCCUCUUUAUUUUUUUUCUCUCUACUUUCCAACAGUAAUGAGAGUGACUAAGUUUUAGUGAGAGAGUGAAGUAAAUUUAAGAGAGAGAGAGAAAAAAACACUUAGGAGUUUUGCUUAAGCCAGAUCCAAAGGAGUAGUAGAGAAAAAUAGUAAGCUUAUAAUUCACAUUUUUUUAAAAUUUUUAUUUCUUGUACAAUUGGGUGUUUUCAUGUCUCAUUUUGCUGAUGAUCUCAUGAGUAGAGUGAGAAAUCAACGAGACGAAGGAAGAAUGUAUGGAGAUUGUCAAGUAGCUUUACCAUCAACAAUGGGAGGUGCAGCAGAAAAUGGAAUACAAUCAAUUACAGCAGAUUGUUCCUCUCUUUUUAGUUCACCUCUCAGAAACCCUAAUAAUAAUAAUAAUAGUACUAAUGUGAAUGUGAAUGUGAAUGCAUUCACUUUCAUGGCUUCGCUUCAACCUGCCUUCCACCCUUUCGCUCCUAUCAUCCCUGUGAAGGAAGAGAGAGGGAAGGAGGAGAUGAUGGAGAGCAUGUCAGGUAGUGAACUAAACAUGGAAGGGCAAGGAGGUCUUUCUGGUAAUGAACUUGAUAGUCUUAGUGGUGAUCCUCUAAAUCAAAAUCAAUCCCAACCUUCAUCUGGUUCUAAGAAAAAACGUUACCACCGUCAUACGGCUCGUCAGAUUCAAGAAAUGGAAUCACUGUUCAGAGAAUGUCCACACCCUGAUGAUAAACAAAGGAUGAAGCUUAGUCAAGAGUUAGGGCUUAAACCUCGUCAAGUCAAGUUUUGGUUCCAAAACCGACGUACCCAAAUGAAGGCACAACAAGAUAGAACAGAUAAUGUGAUACUGAGGUCGGAGAAUGAUAACUUAAAGAAUGAAAAUUAUCGGUUGCAAGCAGUGUUGAGAAGUCUCGUUUGCCCGGGUUGUGGUGGCGGCUCCAUUCUAGGAGAGGUCGAAUAUGAUGAGCAGCAACUUCGGAUUGAAAAUUCUAGGCUAAAAGAAGAGUUGGAUCGAGUAUGUGCUGUUGCAUCAAGAUACACAGGCCGAUCCCUCCAAACCCUUGGACCAUCACCAUCACCAGCGACUCUCCUUCCACAUCCUCCUUCACUUGACCUCGACAUGGGCAUCUACUCGAGGCACUUCCAAGAGCCAAUGCCUCCUUGCACCCAAAUGCUUCCCAUGUCUUUACUUCCCGAGUCCACUGACUUCCCCGUUGGUGGUAGUGGUGGUGGCGAAUUAAUCUUGGAUGAAGAGAGGUCCCUUGCUAUGGAACUUGCCAUGUCUUCCAUGGAUGAGUUGCUCAAAAUGUGCCAUGGGAACGAACCCCUUUGGGUUCGAAAUAGUAGCAUUUCAAUGGAUGUGCUCAACAUUGAAGAAUAUACAAGAAUGUUCCCUUGGCCUCAUCAUCAUGUUGAUCCGCUCAAGCCUCAUUACCAUGAUUUAAGGACUGAAGCAACAAGGGACAAGGCUCUUGUCAUCAUGAACAGCAUCAAUCUUGUAGACUCUUUCCUAGAUGCUAACAAAUGGGUGGAAUUGUUUCCUUCCAUUGUCUCUCGUGCCAAGACAAUCCAGAUACUCGCCUCAGGAGUAUCUGGUCAUGCAAAUGGCUCCCUCCAACUGAUGUACGCGGAGUUGCAGGUGCUUUCGCCAUUAGUGCCAACUCGUGAGACUCAUUUCCUCCGCUAUUGCCACCACAACGUAGAGGAAGGCAUGUGGGCAAUCGUUGAUUUUCCUGUAGAUAGCUUCCAGGAAAGCCUUCAUCUCUCUCAUCAUAGUAAUAUUCCUAGGUACAGGAGACGCCCUUCUGGCUGCAUCAUUCAAGACAUGCCUAAUGGUUACUCUAAGGUUACUUGGGUUGAACAUGCUGAAAUAUUAGAGGAGAAACCGAUCCACCAAACUUUCGAUCAAUAUGUCCAUAGCACGAUGGCAUUUGGUGCGAAAAGAUGGUUAGCUGUUCUUCAAAGGCAAUGUGAGAGGGUUGCUAGUCUCAUGGCUCGAAAUGUAUCCGAUCUAGGAGUGAUACAAUCACCAGAAGCAAGGAAAAAUUUCAUGAAACUAGCACAAAGGAUGAUAAGAACAUUCUGUGUAAAUAUAAGCACUUCAGGAGGACAAUCAUGGACUGCAUUAUCUGAUUCUGCAGAAGAUACAGUUCGGAUUACUACUAGGAAAAUCAUGGAACCAGGGCAGCCUAAUGGCUUGAUUCUUUGCGCGGUUUCUACUACUUGGUUGCCCUAUUCUCAUGAUCAGGUUUUCGAUCUCUUGAAGAACGAAUAUCGCAGAUCUCAGCUUGAGGCCCUUUCUAACGGAAGUUCAUUACAUGAGGUGGCUCAUAUCGCGAAUGGAUCUCAUCCAGGGAACUGCAUUUCUCUUUUUCGCAUCAAUGUGGCAAGCAAUUCUUCUCAAAAUGUGGAGCUAAUGCUGCAAGAGAGCUGCACAGACCCCUCGGGUAGCUUAGUCGUGUACGCCACAAUGGAAGUUGACUACAUCCAACUAGUAAUGAGUGGUGAAGACCCUUGUUGUAUUCCCCUCCUCCCAACAGGGUUCUCCAUAAUACCCCUCGGACAAACCAAUACUACAACCAAUGCCACCAACGCCGAGGCCCAAGGUCAAACCAACAUGAACCACCACAACACGGGUGGAUGCCUUCUAACAAUCGGAAUCCAAGUCCAUGCUAGCGCGAUCCCAAAUGCCAAGCUAAACCUUUCAAGCGUGAACGCUAUCAACAACCACAUCUGUAGUGUGGUCCACCAAAUUAAUGUUGCCCUUGGCAACAUUGAUGGUAACAACAAUGCAAACACUAACAACAAUGCAAACAACAGUAACAACGCUAGUGCUUCCGUUGCACCUACCAGUAACUAACGGGGUUGGCUCGUAUUUUACGACCCAACAACGUUGUCGUAAGGGUAUUUUAGUCAUUUUUUUUACUUUGUAUUUUGGGGGGAUAACUCAUAUAAAUGUGACAUAUGGUGCGUACAAGUGAAAGAAGUAGACGUUUAUGAAUAUCCUUAGCUAAAAAGUAAAUAAAAGCUACUAAUGAGUAGUUAGGUGUGUGAGGUUGCGUUGUUAAAGAAAAAAGAAUUUGUACUAUUAAUUAAAGAGUAAGAAUUGGUGGUGGAAGUCAAGAGCGCACCAGAUGUGAUCCUUGGAUAUGGCUGCUUUGUUGGCUGAGACAGUCAUCAAGGGUGUUGGUUCGGGCAUUGACUUCUGCUUUUACUCAUUUAAUUUAUUGGGUCCUUUUUUUUUCCUUUUUUCUUUUUUUUGGGGUCGAGGGAACUUUUUUUUUGAAGUUAUUAAAUGAAUUUGAUGUUAAAUUUAUGACUUCAUUGAUGUUGGUAACAGUCUCUCUGCUGUUUUUGUUUUUUUUUUGUUAGUCUCUCCCUCUGUCCUCUUUUAAUACAAUGGCAGGGUUGAUGUGUGGAUGAUGCUUUUGGUUUCAUUUUUGUAUAUUGUAAUGAGUACUUUGAUACAAUGUUAUAAAUUUGAGGAGUUUGAUGAA